AAAGUGCUGGGAUUACAGGCAUGAGCCACCGCGCCAGGCCUGUAACAUUUUAAAAUAUAGUAUACAUGGUUUAUUUUAGUUACACUUUUCCACGUCCUAAAGUAUUUCUCGAACGUACUUCUGUCAUUAAAUAUUCAUCUGCAACUUAAUCCUAAAAUAAUGACGUUGCAGCCCAUUACAUUGGUUUUCUUUUAUUUCCACUGCAGACCCAAGUAUCCCUCAUCCUCCUCCAGUCCCUUCGGCAUCCUGAGCCUGUGACUGCCCCGCUUCAGUCUUUCCUAGGCCACAUCCCCAAACCGCUAGGCCAGGUCGUUUCCCUGACGCCCUCCAGGCCAGCCUGUGGCCCGGCCCGAGCAGACAUUAGUGACUUAAAUGCUGAGAUGCCAGAAGACCUGGGCUGGGGAAUGAAUUCCCAGCCCAAACUUAGCCACCCGUCUUUAUCGGGAUUGUGGCCCAGGUCAUGGAAGCCCCAGGCCCGGGCCGACUCCUAAUUCGUGGCAUGGCCAGGAGUCGCCCUCUUCUGAUCCACCCCAAAGCGCGGCUCCCUGUGGAGGGAACCCUGGGUGGUCUGCUCCCUGGCUUUUCACUGCACUUCUGAGAGGCCUCUGGGCACACACACAAACCCCACUCCCUGACCCUCCGUUUGGGGCAAGGGCGGCUGCAGCCGGGUUAACUUCGCCGACUCUGGAAGCCCUAGCGGCGGGCCGGGCCGCCCCUUCCCGCGUUUGCGGCUACAUUUUUCUGAAGCCUCCACGGCCCCACAGCCUUUUUCUAGCCGUCAGCGGCCACCUAUUGCUGCCUGGGCCUGUGUAUUUGCCCAGGUCCUGGGAGGGUGCUCUGGCGCGUCUGGGCAGUCUGGCCUUGGCUUCACUGGAGGCGGGGAACUGGACAUGACGGUGAGUGCCAGUGACCGUAGUGCGGUCCAGGCCCCUGGUGGCGCACCCACCUCUGGACUACAUUUCCCAGGGGGCCCCGCGGCCCAACCACUUCCGGCCGAAGGGGGCUAGUCCGCGUGACCUGGAGGGGGUUGGAACGCAAAGGGCUGGAACGUCCCGGGCUGCGGAGCUCCUUGGGUUGGGAUGAACUUGUUCAGAGCUGAGUGCUAGCACGCCGAAGGGGGCGGUGAGGCGUCCCGGCGCGGGACUGGGGUUGUCUGGAGUUUAAAAGUCAUGUGGCUCUCGGAGAUGUGCGGACUGCAUGCCCGGGCUUCACCGCUAAGGGAGCUCAGGGCUGUGCGAUGGGGAAGGAAGGGAGUGUCGGGGCAGUGCAGUCGGGAUGGGAGGAGAGUGUCAGGGCUACUGGCCCCCAGGUCGGGAGAGGGCAGUGUGGGGCCGCGCGACUGCAAGGAGUGAGUGUGGUGUGAGGCUGGCGCAGGAGCGGGCUGGGAAUGUUAGGAGGUCUGGGGUAUCGCGGCCCUGCGUCCUCUUGGCUGGACUAAAAGACUGCAGUUCUCCCCGGACCUGGAUUGUGCGCCCAGCAACAGGUGCUUGGCGAUCUGUGCUCGAUGUGCCCGCUGGGCUGUGGUGGGAGCCCUGUCUGCACGGGAUUCUGUGUGGCUGAGCAUGAAUCCAGAAGAGGAGAGAACUGCCGUGCAUCUGAAGUGAUGGCAGAGGACUUGAAGUUCAAAGAUGUGGUCAUUUACUUCUCUCAAAAGGAGUGGGAAUGCUUGCACUCUGCUCAGAAGGAUUUGUACCGAGAUGUAAUGUUGGAAAAUUACGGCAACCUGGUCUUACUAGGGCUUUCUGAUACUAAGCCAAAUGUGAUCUCCUUAUUGGAGCAGAAGAAAGAGCCCUGGUUGGUUAAGAGGAAUGAGACAAAAGAAUGGUGUCCAGAUUGGGAGUUUGGAAGAGAAACCAAGAAUUUCUCUCCAAAGGAAAACAUUUAUGAAAUUAGAUCACUGCAACAGGAGAGGGUCAGAGCUAUCAGAGAAAUCAGAUGCCAGGUGGAGAAACAACAGGGUCUCCAGGAGGGACAUUUCAGACAAGCUGUAAUACCAUUUACUUCCGUGCAGUGCACAGCCCAUAGAGAACAUCAAUGGAUUCAUACUGAAGAGAAAUCCUAUGAAUACAGGAAAUGUAAGAAUGCUUUCAGGUGCCAGUCAUGUCCUAUUCAACAUGAAAUAAUUCAUAAUAAGAAAAAAGACCCUAAAUGUGGAGAACAUAGGAAAAUCUUUAAUGGUGGAUCAGACUUGAUUAAGCAUCAGAGGCUUAAUGAAAGCAAAAACCAUAGUGAAAAUAACAAAUGUGCUUUUAAUCGUGAUUCUGGAAUUACUCAACCUCGGAGCGUUAAUACUGGAGAGAAACCUCAUAAAUGUAAGGAAUGUGGGAAAGCCUUUCAUUCCAGCUCACAACUUAGUCAGCAUCAGAGGAUGCAUCUUGGCGAGAAACCCUAUAAGUGUAGGGAGUGUGGGAAAGCCUUUCCAUCCACCACACAGCUUAAUCUACAUCAGAGGAUCCAUACUGAUGAGAAAUACUAUGAAUGUAAGGAGUGUGGGAAGGCCUUUACCCGUCCCUCACACCUUUUUCGACAUCGAAGAAUCCAUACUGGUGAGAAACCCCAUAAAUGUAAGGAAUGUGGGAAGGCUUUUCGUUAUGACACACAACUGAGCCUUCAUCAGAUAAUCCAUACUGGUGAAAGACGCUAUGAAUGCAAGGAGUGUGGGAAGGUGUACAGUUGUGCCUCACAGCUGAGUCUACAUCAAAUAAUUCAUACUGGUGAGAAACCCCAUGAAUGUAAGGAAUGUGGGAAAGCCUUUAUCUCUGAUUCACAUCUUAUUCGACAUCGGAGUGUCCAUACUGGGGAGAAACCCUAUAAGUGUAAGGAAUGUGGGAAGUCCUUCCGUCAUGGCUCAGAACUUACCCGACAUCAGAGAGCUCACACUGGUGAGAAACCCUAUGAGUGUAAGGAAUGUGGAAAGGCCUUUACUUGUAGCACAGAACUUGUUCGACAUCAAAAAGUUCACACUGGGGAGAGACCCCAUAAGUGUAAGGAAUGUGGGAAGGCUUUUAUUCGAAGGUCAGAACUCACUCAUCAUGACAGAAGUCACACUGGUGAGAAACCCUAUGAGUGUAAGGAGUGUGGGAAGGCCUUUGGUCGUGGUUCAGAACUUAGUCGACACCAGAAAAUUCAUACUGGUGAGAAACUAUAUGAAUGUCAGCAGUGUGCAAAGGCCUUUAUUCGGGCCUCACACCUUAGUCAACAUCAAAGAAUUCAUUCAGGAACCAGGAGUGAAUGAAGAAAUGAGGGAUGGCUCAGAAUUUGAUUAACAUGAGAAAAUUCAUACUGAUUUGGAAAAAUAAAAACCCAUAAUUCUAA
Molecule: messenger RNA, 3315 nt
Organism: Macaca mulatta (Rhesus monkey)
Lineage: Eukaryota; Metazoa; Chordata; Mammalia; Primates; Cercopithecidae
Biological process (GO): regulation of transcription by RNA polymerase II
Cellular component (GO): nucleus
Molecular function (GO): RNA polymerase II cis-regulatory region sequence-specific DNA binding; DNA-binding transcription factor activity, RNA polymerase II-specific
Source: RefSeq, a predicted model, not a curated record